AUGGCGGACCUUGCGCCAGAGAAGGCCCAACCGGGCUCUGCAACCACGUCCGCCCUCAACUCGACAGAUAAUUCGCGGGCUGCAACACCUUCAAACGCCGCCGUAGAGAAGGCUCCGGACGACAGCUCCAAGUUCAAGACCUUCCUGGGCAUAUUGAGGAGGUUCAUUGGCGUCUCCGACCUCGCUGCUGUUCGCUUCUCCCUCCCCGCACAACUCCUCGAACCAAGGCCAAACUUGGAGUACUGGCACUACUUGGACAGGCCCGACACAUUCAUCAGUAUCGGGGAUUCGGACGACGACCUGGGGCGCAUGCUGGGGUGCUUGCGCUUCUGGUUUACAAAGGACCUGAAAUACGUCAAGGGCAAGCCGUGCAAGCCUUACAACUCUACAUUGGGUGAAUUCUUCAGGUGCAACUGGAAGAUCGAGGAUACUCAUCCCACCCUCAAGACACCCAACUCCGCACCCACAAGCGCUGCCAACAGCGUCAAAGGCGAUGGCAAGACCGUGACCGUCUCCUACCUUACCGAGCAAACGUCUCACCACCCGCCCGUCUCCGCCUUCUACGUCGAUUGUCCCGAGAAGGGCAUUAGUGCACGAGGCUACGAUCAACUAAGCGCAAAAUUUACUGGCACAAGCGUGCGUGUGGUUGCUGGAGCACACAACCUGGGCAUCUUCAUCAACUUGAAGAACCGGGGCGAUGAGGAGUACCAGCUCACUCACCCAGCGGCCUACCUUGGGGGCAUACUACGCGGCUCCCUCAAUGUAUCUGUCGCAGAUAGCUGCUUCGUUACCUGCCCAAAGACAGGGCUGAAGGUCAUCCUAGAAUACCAGGAGGAGGGCUGGCUCGGUCGAUCACAGAACAAGGUCCUGGGUGUCAUCUUCAAGUAUGACCCCAAGAAUGAUACUGUUACCAAGAUCAAGGAUGUAUCAGAGAAGGAUGUCCUUGCGCGGAUAGAGGGCAACUGGCAAGAUAAGGUCUACUACACCCUCGGCAGCAAGCCAUUCGCCAAGGUUGCCGAGAAGAACCUCAUCAUCGACCUCAACCCGCUCGACCCCGUAGCCAAGAUCGUUCCACCGCUUGAUCAGCAGCUUCCCAACGAGUCCCUCAAAUUUUGGGAUGGCGUCACAAAUGCCAUAGUAGGCAAGCAAUAUGGGCUAGCGACUAACCUCAAGACCGAGAUCGAGGAGAAGCAACGGCAGAAGGCGGCUGAGCGCAAGGUGGCUGAGAAAGAAUGGAAACCACGAUUCUUCACUGGAGCAGUCACACCUGUCGGCAGACCAGACCUCACCAAGGACGGCGAGGAAGCUCUGAAGGGUUUGCACGCGGAGAACUACCAACUGGCACCAAACGAGGAAUACGCCGCCUUUUGA
Messenger RNA from Alternaria burnsii, 1371 nucleotides. RefSeq lists its product as uncharacterized. Gene Ontology annotation, biological process: endocytosis; piecemeal microautophagy of the nucleus; exocytosis. Gene Ontology annotation, molecular function: sterol binding. Lineage: Eukaryota; Fungi; Ascomycota; Dothideomycetes; Pleosporales; Pleosporaceae. The transcript has 8 exons. The record is from RefSeq and is a predicted model, not a curated record. Gene Ontology annotation, cellular component: cytosol; membrane; intracellular membrane-bounded organelle. Bases 1 to 1371 code for a protein of 456 amino acids.